ACUUUGAGGAGCAGUUGUACGACACCAAGCUAACCGGUCAGACUUUCCGGCAUCCGUCCUCGCAGAGCUCCGAGGACGCGUCCACCUCGCUCAGCCGCUCGCCCGUCUCCUUCAACAAGAGGUCGGACUUCAUCUUCCUGCCGGCCUCCAAGCAGCUCUACGACGAUGAGACCGCCUCCUCCGUGUUCGGCCUGAGGUCCGCCGCCGACCCCUCGCCCUCCCCGACCCCGUCGCCCUGCGGCUCCGAUCGCCCGCCGCCGGGCUGGAACAGCAGCAACCACCACCACCACCGCAGCAGCAGCAGCGGCAGCACCCCCCCCCCCGCCGCCGCCGCCGGCGGGCCGCCCGUCGCCGACAAGCCGCGCUGGCAGCUCGGGAGGCGGAGUCACUUCCUGCCGCUGGACGUCACAGGUGAAGGGAGAGGAGGGAAAUUCCACGGCGUCGACCUCCUCCAGCACUCCCCGUCCCCGUCCCCGUCCCCCUCCCCCUCUGCGGGGGACCCCUUCCCCCAACAGCCCCGCUCCCUGGAGGCCGCCACGGACGCUUUCCACCAGAGCCUCCCGCUGAGGAAGACCCGCUCUGACCUCGACACGACCCCACCUGCAGGGCGCACACCGGACCGUCUUCACCCGGGAGCUAUGGACACCUCCGGACUGCUUUGCUCCAACACGGCCCCCUCUUCCUGGAACGGACCCAAGGGCUCAACGUUUUCACCGGGAGCGUGGAACGAGCCGUACAGCUACAGCGCCAACAAAGGCCCGGCGGUGCCGCCGAAACAGCACAGCGUGCUCGGAGGCGCCGGAGGGGGGGCGCGGGACGGGGUGAUGUUGGUGAGCUCGGGACAGUCGGUGGUCUCGCAUUCCAGUUCCUUCACGUCCAUGACGAACCCUUCCGGGAGAGGAGGGAGCAACACCAUGGCGACAAUGGGGAAGCGGAGCGAGACGGAAGGGGCGGCGGAGGCAGACGGCGGGAGAGGAGGUGUGGUCACGGAGGCGCUGAGAGGGCGGGAGAGGUCGGCGCGUUCCAUAGCGGCGGCCAACGCCUUCAAGUUUCGGGAGCGUUCGCUUUCCACGCCCACGGACCCAGGUUCCUUCGGCUUCACGGAAGGUGGUUUGGGCCCGCCAGACGGGAACGGGAAUGCCAUGGCGGUAGCGGACCGGCAACAGCAGCAUCAUAACUUCUUGGGUUCGGGCGAGAACUACGCCCUUCUUUACCCGAGAGGGAGCUCCGAAGACAGCACCAGCACCGGCGACACAAUCUCCGUCACGGCCUCGGACUACAGCGCUGACGGCCGCUUGCGCCUACGCUCCCGCUCCAUCUCGCUGAAGAAGUCCAAACGCAAGCCGCCCCCCCCUGUGAGGAGUGUGUCUCUCAUGAAGAACCUCGGAGAAGCCGAGGGGCAGAUCCGACGCGGGGGCAGCCUUUACCGGGAUGGUCGGCCCAAGAGCCUGCACAUCCCCAGGGACCACUUCACGGACUUUCAGGCCGAUUUCCUCCUGACGAACUCGUCCUGCUCCUCUAAACCCAAUCGAGUUGUAGAGCAGGAGAUGGGCCGUGGAGGCACCGAUGGACCUCCAAGCCUGGAGGUCCAGGCACCCGAGAGGGAGGGAGAGCCAGAGCUGACCUUCCCCAAUCACUGGCAGCUGGGCGAGUGGAAGAAUGACCCUUACAGGUCUUUAUCAGGCUCCAGCACAGCAACAGGUACGACAGUGAUUGAAUGCAUGAAAGUCAGAGGCAGCUCGGAGUCCCUGCUCGAUUCCCCCUCCACCUCCAGAGCCACUUCUCCCUCACAGCUCUCCAUGGACACUGACAUCAAGGCGCCCUCGCCCUUCAAACCCCUGGGACUUAUGUCCCCCUCAAGUGGCUAUUCUAGCCAGUCAGAGACUCCCACCCCUACUGUUCCUCUCAGUCACAUGGCAGGUCACGGGACAAUAGGGACACAGGGUUGUAAGUUGCGUCCAAAGAUCCCAGAAAGAAAAUCAUCACUACCGUCGCCGAAGGACCCGUCUGGGAGGUCUAGGUUAUCCUUUGAGAUGCCUGGGAAUGCACAUAUGGAGCUGUCGUCAAUCAAGCCAAAGCCAAAGGCCAGCCGGCGACAUUCUGACACCUCGAUGGCCGCAAAGCCGGGGAAAGUCAGCCCCAGCUCCUCGCAGACGUUGCCUGUAGUUACCCAAAAUGAGCUGAAGACUAUCCGGCUUCGUUCCGUCUCCCGCGGGGACUUGGAGGACUGCCCUGAUGGGGCUUCUGACACCAUUGAAGAGGAACAGCACGGCCGAGAGUUAGACGAGGACCCCAGCCCGCCACCCACCCUACCCAAACCCAAACCACCUGUCGCCGUCAAACCCCCGUUGCCCAAGCGGCCCAUUAACCUCCUUCUUAAGUCUCCUUCCCCGUCAUCAACCUCCCCCCUAGCUCUCGAUUCACCUCCUGGCUCACCCGUGGACCGGCCUGUGCCCCUAGGCAACAUCUACGAAGUAAUGAGGACAAAACCCAAGAAACCGCCUCCACAAACGAGUCCCUCAGUUCUUCCAGAUCCUACCGGUACUCCACAAACCACCUAUGAUCAUCCAUUCCUCCCCUACUCCCUCCUCUUCGAUCUCCUUCCUCUUCCGGACCUCAGCCUCUCUCGAAGACCCGACGAUGGAGCCUGAUUUGGCGUGGACCCGGAAAUUUGUCUUGGUCCUGGGGACGGAGGGUCGCUCCCUUCUCCCUGCAGCGACCAGGAGGCUCUGGAGCUCCUGAACAAAAGCAAGACCCUCCCCUCGAGGAUGACAAUCUCCUGUCUGGCAGAGCUGUCUGACAAAAAGAAACCCAAGGUUCCUCCUCCAGUCCCCAAGAAGCCCAACGUCCUGCUUCUUCCCUCAUCGGUCCAUCCCUCAACCAAUGGUGGCGCAGAGCGCCCGACCCCACAGGCCGACAGCCCCGUGGGUCUCCGCUCUCCCGGUGUUCCUGACAUGCUGGAGCAAGACGAAAACCAUGUGGGAAUGGACGAGGACAGUUCAAAGGAGUCAUCUGUUCAUUCGUCCCUGCAUGAUUCGUCCCUCACAGAGCUGGAGGGGAAAAUGGCUGGCGCUGGGAUUGGGGCAGAUGACUCCGCGUUUAACGAGAAGACGAUACUCCACAUCGCCGAGGAAACGGACGAAGCCGCGUCGGCCGGCUCGCCCUCGACGCACACCACCGAAGACCUGUUCACCAUCAUCCACAGGUCCAAGCGAAAGGUUCUGGGUCGCAAGGAGCCGACGGACUCCUUCGGCAGCCGGCAGAGCCUUGUGUCCCCGGUGAAGCACAGCACCAGCGGCGGCGACCUCCGAAACAUGACCUUGGGCAGCCAGCGGUCGAGCUCCCGCAACGAGAACUUCAUGGCCCUGCUACAGAAGAAAGGCAGCAAGUCCACCGGCGGCGGCGCCCGAGUCUCCGCCAUGGAGCUCCUCAAAAGCACAAACCCUCUGGCGCGACGGGUCACAGAGUUUUCGACACCCUCGGCGGCGAGCGGCGAGGAGGGGGACGAGGCGUCCGGGAACGGCAAACCCAACGAUCAAUGAACGGGAGGUAUCGGUAGCGGGUGUUCAGACCGGGUCCGCUCGCUUGUCGACAAAAGCUACUGACCGAUACCAAGAGGUGCCGCCCGAAGCAGAACGGGCGCCUUUUUGACUGAUGUGUCCGAUUGGCUCGCUCCAACUACUGAUUGACCAUUUGCGUUUUUUUCCGGGGAUGAAAUGGUCCCUCCCACGGUUUAAGCGCUUAUUGUUCCCUGUCAAACCAGCCCCUGGAGGAAGAAAAGAUCUGCGGAGAGGUUUUCUGGUGUUUCCCUCCGUCCUCUGGGAUCUGCUCAGCGUGGAGGCUGGAGGCUGGAGACGGAGCGGACAACAGGAAUAUGAGGAUCCAACAAAGAUAUCGUGGAUAUCCCCUCCUGGACCAGGACAACACGAGUCCCAGGUGGCAACCACGGCCAUGUAUAUGAAUCUACAAGCAGCUCUCGUUGAGCCACAAGGAUACCACAGAGGAUCGGUCACCAAAUAAAGAUAAACAGAAUACAAAUUCAGAAUAUGUCGGACUUCCAAGCGAUUCGUCUACGAUUCAAGCAAAGCCCCCCGGGCCGGCAGGACUACAGUGCCGACACCUGUCGACCCACAUGAAGAGUAAAUUAUUGAUGUAAGAAAACAUCUUCACAGCUCCUCCGGUCUCUGGGGAGCUCCCACUGCAGGCAUCAGCCUCUCCAUGACCGGAGCGCAGGAUUUACAAAGACCAAACCCCAUUGGGGUGGGGGGGGGGUGUAGGGAGGAGGGGCUUUUUGCCACCAAAGAUUUGACGCAUGGGCAUGUCACACAUUUCAUUGCUCGUGCCACGGACACGAACGCGGACCUCCGAAAAACAAUCCGCAGACGCAAGCACUUUUUUUUCCCCCCCCGCAUUUGCUUUGUUUGGGUUUUUUGUUUUUCCUCUCUCACAUUUAUCCCUGCACACGCCAGAUGGCGUGUUCUGUACAUGCUCAAUUGGACCGUGCGGUGCGUCUCAUGUACAGAGGUAAACGUGACGCGUCUUGCUGACGGAUAGCAUCGCGGACACAAGGACUAAAAAUAGUGUACAGCAAGGAGCUCCGACUACCAACUGAACACAAGAUGGAAGGAACGAAACACGGACCAACGUCAACAGUGUGUGAGUGUUUGUGUGUCUGUGUGUGUGUGUGUGUGUGUGCGCAGAUGAAAUCUAGCCUGUGGAGUUU
This is a messenger RNA of Gasterosteus aculeatus aculeatus (three-spined stickleback), 4723 nucleotides long. NCBI's taxonomy places the organism in Eukaryota, Metazoa, Chordata, Actinopteri, Perciformes, Gasterosteidae. The record is from RefSeq and is a predicted model, not a curated record.